GCCGGCCCGGAAGUUGUCUCGUACGGUUGGUGUCUCGCGUGUUGUACUUCUGAGCCAACACCGGUGGAAAUGUCGUUCUGUUCCUUCUACGGUCGGGAGGUUUAUAAAGACCAUUUCACACCAGGAAUUUACGCAUGCGCCAAGUGUGAUCACCAUCUGUUCUCCAGCCGCUCCAAGUACGAGCAUUCGUCUCCCUGGCCGGCCUUCACGGAGACCGUCCGCCAAGACAGCGUGGCCAAACGCCAGGAGAGACCUGGAGCCUUCAAGGUGUUGUGCGGCAUGUGUGGAAAUGGCCUCGGCCACGAGUUUGUCAACGACGGGCCUGCUAAAGGCUUGUCUCGUUUUUGAAUAUUCAGCAGCUCACUAAAGUUCAUCCCGAAAGAAAAGGUCGAUGGACAGUAAAGUGAGCGUUGAGGAGGAAGUUCAGCUUGACUUGUAAACAUUUGCAGAUGUUGAUGAUGCUCAGUAAGUGUGGACAGCGAAUGACGCGCUCUGGGGAAAAAGCCCGACCCGGCAGCACCAGAGUUCCGAUGGACCUUGGCCUCACUGGACGGCAACAGUAGAACAAACGAACGAACAAACAAAGAAAAAAAAUACUUUUUUUGGUCAUGCAGUAAUUGAGACUCAGGAAAGCCUUUGCUAACUUUUGCACUUGAGUUUUUAUCUUCUGGAACAUACUAGAAAUUCAUUGUUAUGUUUUCAUCCUCGGAAUAUUGACAUGUAAACACAAUGUUGGCUCUAUUUUUGUCAAUCAAGGAAAUGUUUGAUAAAACAGAUGUAACAUAUUUUAAUAUUUAUUCCAAUACUAUCCAUUAUCUCGUGAUGAAAAGAACCAGUACUUAACUACAGCGGCAUGUUUAAGGAAAAAAUCGAAUAAAUAUAUUUGAACGUA
Molecule: messenger RNA, 892 nt
Organism: Phycodurus eques (leafy seadragon)
Lineage: Eukaryota; Metazoa; Chordata; Actinopteri; Syngnathiformes; Syngnathidae
Product: methionine-R-sulfoxide reductase B1-A-like
Exons: 4
Molecular function (GO): peptide-methionine (R)-S-oxide reductase activity
Source: RefSeq, a predicted model, not a curated record